This is a messenger RNA of Coregonus clupeaformis (lake whitefish), 3138 nucleotides long. Its product is annotated as potassium channel subfamily K member 6. The record is from RefSeq and is a predicted model, not a curated record. Gene Ontology annotation, molecular function: potassium ion leak channel activity. The coding region runs from base 178 to 1122 and encodes 314 amino acids. Gene Ontology annotation, cellular component: membrane. The transcript has 3 exons. Gene Ontology annotation, biological process: potassium ion transmembrane transport; stabilization of membrane potential. NCBI's taxonomy places the organism in Eukaryota, Metazoa, Chordata, Actinopteri, Salmoniformes, Salmonidae.
CAGUGUAUUCUCAAAAUGUAUAUCUGCAGCGUUCUAGGCGUUUGAACACACCCCUGUCAAACUUGUAACAGUGGGGUGGAGGACAGCCUAAACUUAAAACUUGAGGAGACGGAGGCAGGGAAGUAGGCUACAAAGUAACAGUUUGGCGGAUGACAUUGACAGCAGAAAAAAAAGGAAAUGUCUUCGGGGUACAAAUCUUGGAUACUGCUUACAGGUUUUAUACUAUUCUAUGUUGCUUAUCUGUUGCUUGGAGCGCUCGUUUUCUCCACCAUCGAACGGCCGGUGGAGGACAAACUAAAAAGUGACAUACACGUCCUGAAAGAAGAGUUUCUCAACCAAAGUUGCGUCAAUGCAACAUCACUUGAAAACUUUUUGGAGAAAGUUUUACAAGCCAAUAAGUAUGGAAUAUCUAUCCUUCCGAAUUCUUCUGCGAGUUCAAAUUGGGACUUGGCUUCCUCUUUGUUCUUCGCCAACACUUUAGUAACGACAGUCGGAUAUGGGCACACUACGCCCCUUUCGGACACGGGCAAAGCCUUCUCCAUCUUCUACGCCCUGCUGGGAGUGCCCUUCACCAUGCUGGUGCUCACCGCCUGCGUCCAAAGGCUCAUGCACCUGGUGACCUACGGGCCCAUCGGCAUGUGCCGCCAGAGGAUCGGCCUGGACCCUCUCGCCGCCACUGCCGUCCACUUUGCCAUACUGCUGCUGUUGGUGGUGCUGGGCUUCUUCGUGGUUCCCGCCGUGGUGUUCAGCCACAUCGAGGACACCUGGUCCUUCCUGGACGCCAUAUACUUCUGCUUCAUCACGCUGUGUACCAUCGGCCUGGGUGACUACGUGCCCGGCGAGAAGCCCGGACAGAAGUUCAGGUCGCUCUAUAAGAUCUCUGUGAUGGUGUACCUGUUUGUAGGGCUGAUGAUGAUGUACCUGGUCCUGCGUACCUUCCACCGGAUGGCCGACCUGCAUGGCCUGACUUCUUUCUUCCAGCUCCCCCAUUGUGACGAGGAUAUAGAGGAGGAUAAGGAGCCCAUCAUCGAGGCCGGCCCUGAGGACCAGCAUGAGGCAGAGGCCUUGGCCAAGCCCCUGGAUCCUGCCUCCCAGACCUCCUAUAACACCAUCAACCGAUAAGGACUCAUUCCACUCUGGCCCGUUCUCCUUUACAUCAGUCAGGUCAAACAGCUAAACAACAGUCACUGUUUUACAGCAACACAGGGAUGAGUUUAAAACCUGACCCUACAUAGGCACCAAAGACUAUCUUUACCGCUGUGAGGCAACUCAGGGCUCAGGUCAGACCUUCCUGCUAUGACAGCUCAACUAAAAUAAAAAGAAACAAAACUCUACAGAUGCAACAGUGCACCCAGUUGACACUUGGCGAGGGUUGUUCGUCAAGGUGGGAAAAGGUUGUUGUUCCAUAACCUGCAGAGAACACUCCUGGUUAGGACUGAUGAGGAUUAUUUAUCACUUUAUGUUGUUGUUUCAGACCAAAAAUAUAUAUAAGUUUAGCAUAGACCGAUAUUUUCUUGUGGAUGUAUUUUCAUGUACCCUUUUGUGGUUUUAGGUCAGGGUUGAUCAAGGAAGGUCAUAUAGAAAUAUCAGAUAUUUCAAAACUAAACAAACUCAUUAUAGUGGCCAUCUUUGAAAUAGUUAGUUGCCCCUCCCCAGUAACUAAGUGAAAAAGCCAUUGCUUGAGACUUUUUCUUGAGUCAUAUGAUGGAGCACAUUCCCAGGACUAGCGUGGGCCUUCCCAGCAUCGUUUGGCUUUGUUUUUGCCUGUGGUAUAACAUGAUCAUGUGUUUCAAAUCAAUUCUAAGUAUAUCAUCUGAAGGAUAACAAUUUUAGGGAACAAAAGGAUUGAAAAUAAAAACCAAGUAUCUGUGUUCUGAUGUGUAGUUGUCUAUUGUUCAAUAUUAGGAUUUGUAGUAAUCAAUUGUUCAACGUUAGGAAGUGUCAUUUCUGCUAUGUGACAGAGCAUGUAUGAAGUUUGUCCAUCUUCAACAAUGUAUGUAGCAACUGACAAUGUAAUAACAGCCAAUAAUGUAAUGGCUGCUAAUAAUGUAAUAACUUUUUCAUUUAUAAUAUAAUAAAUGCUGAUAAUGUAAUAGAUUGCCAAUAAUGUUUAUAACGCUAAUAACGUUUUUGUGCAUAAUGUAAUUAUUACAUUAUGUGUUGAUUAUUACAUUAUGAAGUGGGUAACUUUUAUGAAUGUAAUAAUUUUAACCAAUGUAAUAACAGAAUUACUCAACUAAAUUCACUAUUGUUUUUUCAUGCAUAUCAAGUGUCAUGCUUCAGUAAUAGUGGACUACACACCACACCACAUUCCUGAAUCCUUAUUUGAUAUUACCAAGGGAAUGUAAUUGGACAGUAUAUUAAACCAGUGGACUAAUGUUGCCCGUACUCAUGUUUCCCAGCAGACAUAAACGGGGAGAUCAUGGCAUUUGAAUUCCAACACAUUUAGAUAUGACAACAGUUUGGGAAUGUAUUAUUAUCUGUUAUAUCUACACAAGAACAGAACAUAUGUAAAAUGGCGCCAUGAAGGCAACUUUGUAUACUGGUUGACCUGAAAAAGAAAAGGUGUAACACUUCCAUAUGUGAGGCUCAUGAGGACUGUGAAGGCAGAUAUUGAAAGUAGUGGAAAAAACAGAUUUUGGCCUUGGACCAAUGGGUUAAGGGUGAGUGAGUGUCUGACAUGAGUCUGGUUUCAUCUCUGUAAAGCAAAGUAGCCUGGUCUAUCCUGAGAUGAGGAGUGAAAAUCCUGUUUAAUAUUUUUGUGAUAAUUACAAUUUGUCUAAUCGCAUGACUGAAAGGUGUCUUAAAAUUGAGCAGUUGUUUUUUUCCUCUCUGACGGCACUGGAUGUUUGCAAGGUCAGAAUGGAAGUGCAAUAGUAACCCCCCUUGCAAGUCUGUUGUGGCAAUGGAUGCAAAUGCAAAAUGUUUCUUAAUAUGCAUGCCAUUAAAGAAAGAGUGAUUUUAGGUUAUUACAUUAUUGGUUUAACUUAUUACACUAUUGAUGUCUGGAGCGUAUAUUGAGAUAUUUAAUUAAAUAGUGAUCCAUUCUGACUACUACACUGAACAAAACUAUAAACGUAACAUGUACCGUGUUGGACCCAUGUUUCAUGAGCUGAAAUAAAAGAUCCCAGAAAUGUU